Molecule: messenger RNA, 1845 nt
Organism: Giardia duodenalis
Lineage: Eukaryota; Fornicata; Diplomonadida; Hexamitidae
Product: Nuclear ATP/GTP-binding protein
Exons: 1
Coding region: 1-1845 (614 amino acids)
Biological process (GO): proteolysis
Molecular function (GO): zinc ion binding; metallocarboxypeptidase activity
Source: RefSeq, a predicted model, not a curated record
AUGCUAGAUCUAAACUUUGAGGCUAAAUUUGAAGGAGGUAAUCUACAAUCCUUUGAACGGAUAAGUCCUUGUGAGUACGAUUUAUAUGUCCGGCCGGAUGCCGGUUCAAACUCCUGCCUUUGGUUCUACUUCUGCGUAAACUCUAUAGUCAUCAACAAGCCCUUUCUGUUUCACAUCAUAGGCUUCAGUAAGAUAACUACAACCUUCCAGACAGAGCAAACACCACUCGUGCGGUCUACAUCACGAACGAAGUGGGAGCACAUCCCGAAGUCCCUGUGCUGGUAUGGAAACGUGGUGCCACGGCAUAAACUAAAGACGCAAUCCCGAGUGCUUUCCUUUCUCUUCCAAUUUGAUAAAGACGAGAAUUACUUCUUUGCCUUCACAUACCCUUACACUUACUCCAUGCUCACAAAGUUUCUUGCUCGCAUAAAAGACCACCGCCUUAGUUACACAAAGAUAGUCAGCUUAGGACGCACCACUGCUGGGAACGAUAUACAGGUGGUUCUUAUUAGCCAAGACAUUCACACCAUGCAGCCAAUAACUAGCACAAGCACACCAGUGGUAGUAUCCGUAGAUAGAAGCUCAUCCAACUUCACUCGUGGUGGCAUGUCAACAUCAGCAGUUAACAUUUCUAGUUCAGUGAGUACCGGAGCCAACCGUGCUGCCAGUGCCCUUAGCUCUGUGGGGACGGCAACUGCAGCAGGAGCAAGUGGCCUUGGGACUACAUCAAUGCACACUUCUCCCAGGUCAAUCAACACUAACUUUGGCUGGCAGACCAAGGACAAGAGGGUCGUUUUAGUAACAGCCCGAGUACACUCAGGAGAAGUCCCAUCAUCCUUUGUUAUGCAUGGACUACUAGAAUAUCUAACCACUAAUGAUCCCCGGGCAAAGUUCUUGCGGGAAAAGGUCGUGUUUAUUCUGAUCCCGAUGGUGAAUCCAGACGGGUGCUCAGCUGGGAACUACCGGGCAAAUGCGUCUGGUUAUGACCUCAAUCGUUGUUAUAAGAAUCCUAGCCUUGAGUUCCACAAGGAAGCCUACAAGUUGCGCAGACUGUUCCUCAAUCUAAUCCUCUCGUAUAAAGGCUAUGCACAGUAUUCUAGAAAAGAAGACGCAGAAUCGGGGUUUACACGGCAGAUUCUAAACAAGUCUCUUUUAGAUGUAGCCUCGUCUCUUAAUCUAACGGAGGACCUUUUUGCACCAACAACUCCAGAGUCGGGGGCAGUCCGGGGAGACACAGUCACCCCUCCUCAGACAUCAUCAGCAUCCCUUUUUAAGCGAUCGAUCAAGACAUCUGAUGACUUGACCAUUUCCUGGGAGCCUGGCACAGAGAUCUUGGCGGGGUUGCGACUAGAUUAUGUAUUAGACUUGCACUCUCAUAGCUGUCUCAGCGGCGGGUUCCUGUUCUAUAACCCCGACUCAUGUGUCUUAUGUGGUAACCGGCGACACAUAUGUGAGUUAGUUUUUCCGACUCUGCUUGCCAAGAAGUGUCUGGCCUUUGGAGCUAUACGUCAAGAUGAUAAGGUAGGGGUUCAGCUUCGGGACACUCCAGGGAGUCUGCGGCGAAUCUUCAAUUUACUAGGGAAGCAAUACUGCCAGGACAAUGGGCCAUACGUUUAUGGGAUGGAGGUCACAAACUCCCAUGGACCCGACCCUAGCCUCGACCAUGCAGAUCUCAACGUCCGGCUCCUCGAAGAGGCAGAUGAUGAAGAUAACGAGACCGAUGCAGAUGAGCGGACUGUAAAGCCUGUCAUUUAUACCCCGAAGCACUGGCUCACGAUUGGCGAAAAGAUCGGGGAGACAUUCUACGCCAUAUACUCGUCGCUGCCAUACCCUAUAUACGAGUGA